Scleropages formosus (Asian bonytongue) is the source of this 2244-nucleotide messenger RNA. RefSeq names its product FERM domain-containing protein 4B-like. The record is from RefSeq and is a predicted model, not a curated record. NCBI's taxonomy places the organism in Eukaryota, Metazoa, Chordata, Actinopteri, Osteoglossiformes, Osteoglossidae. Gene Ontology annotation, biological process: establishment of epithelial cell polarity. Gene Ontology annotation, cellular component: bicellular tight junction; adherens junction. The transcript has 8 exons. Bases 1 to 1746 code for a protein of 581 amino acids.
AUGGACCAACUGGAAAUGGGAGAAGUGAACCUCUCUGGAGGGGGCACCUCAACAGCAAUGCAAGACUCACAGGCAAGUGAAGAGCUCACAGAAAAUAUAUCUGCGCUGAGGACAAGGGUGACUGAGAUGGAGGGCAUCCUGGCUCAGAAGCUAAAGGAGCUGAAAGAAAUAUGUCUGAAAGAAGCUGCGCUGACUGGAAGGCUGCCUAAGGAGUAUCCCUUACUGCCCGGCGAAUCUGCACCUCGGGUCCGACAGCGUGUCGGUGCUGCUUACAAGCUGGAUGACAUUUUUUCACACGAGGACCCUUACCUGAGGAACUUGGAGUGCAGGCUUGCUUUGCAGCACAAGAUUGUGGAAGCAGCUGAAAAUUUGGCUGCUGAAGCCAAAGGGUGCAAAACACUGAAGAAGCUGAGGAAAAAAAGCUGUGUGGAUGCCAUGGAAAAACUUAGGAAAAUAGAGGAAGAAAUCAACCAGUACAGAAUAGCAAUAGAAGAGGCGCCAAGACAAACACCCUCGCCGGUCAAAGACGAUAUCUGUGUUAAAGAGCAGAGACCAGAAGGUAUGCUUGAAGGACACAGCAAGAACCAUUUGGAACAAGCAUCCUUCCGCAAAUACAUGCUAAACUCUUACAGCAACCAUCACCACAAUAAGCACUUUAACAGACCAAGCUACAGUGACACUUCAGAAGCUCUAGAGAAUAGACCCAGAGGGGCCUUAGAUCUCACUAGAAGCCCUUUCAAAACUCCAGCUGGAAAAUCUCAGCACAUGUGUGGCAUAUCCGGUGCGAACCUAACCGGCCUCAGCUCGAUUUACCAAACCUGCUGUAGAGCCCAGUUAAGACUGGAGGGGAACGAUCAGUUCGCGUGGUGCAACAGAAGACAGAAGUCAAAUUGUGACUUCCUGAAUCAGAAUGAUUUGAAGGAUAGGCUGAUAUUUUCCUCUGAAGGUCUUGUUGGCCUCAGCAAUGAUGCUCCAGACAACAGUUUGUCACCAAUCAGUCAAUCCAAUCUGGAUCUAAGUAAUAUGAACUGCAAAGGGAAUUUGCUUACCCAAAGGCCAUGGUGUCCCAGGAAGGGACAAAUCUAUACCAGCAGCGGAAGUACACCUAACCUGGGAUAUAGUCUAGCUUGUAUCCACAGCCACCAGGCCUUGCCUCAAAAUCCACCCAUUGUGCAUUGCAUCAUUGGGUGCUCUUCUUGUUUCAACCCUCAGUUUCAGCCUCAUGAAAUACCUGAGUCUGAUGGCAAUCCUCAGGACAUUUUUAACCCAUCAUACCAGACUGUAGCAUAUAGCAAACAUCUGCCACACGGACACAGUGAACAUGAAGGCAUGAACAGGUUGCUGCAAAACUACAAUACUGUGAGAUCUUCCUGCCCCAGAAGGUUCUCAGGGCCCAAGAUCGAAAAUGUGUCUAGAAGCAUCCAGCGGACCCUGGUUUUAGAGCACCUUCAAGGCUGGUACCACCAAAGUUUGGAACGCCUGAAUCAAACCCAUGGUUUCCAAACUGCCUCCAACUACAGUAAGGAAUAUAAGCACAUCCUGGGCUACCAGACCCUACCAGCACAACGCAGGCACUCAAAAAAGGUGACUUCAAAUUGUCCAGUGCCCUCGGCAACCAGUGUGGAAAGAUGCCAGGAUCAUGUCAUCACAGGUCAGAUGGAACAGAUUACACCGCUGUCUGUGCACCAACCUUGUCCAGGAUCAUACUUCGCUAUCUCCAGUUCAAGCCCUGCCAGCAGUAAAUGACAGGUCUUGUCUUGGUCCACAUGGCUGUUUGUCAUUUCCUCAUGCUGUUUGACAGAUAUUGACAGUUUGACAAAAGGACACAGUCCAACACCAACGCUGUGUCUCCUCCUGUCUGUGUCUUCUUUCUCAAUGACUGUUAUUGGUUUCACAGCACAUGUAAACUUUGACCACCUGGACAUGCUAAUCAUCAAAACCACAUCAAUAACUGUUAAGGUGGUAUUUUAGGUCUGGUGGAUCUAUGACGGCAGUGACACAAAGACAAGUAGUCUGGACCUGUAGUCUGGUGCACCACUUCCUAGAGUGACAGUCUGACCACAGUCAAGCCACACACUACAUCUGGUGUCUGUGUGUGCUCUGGGCCAUAGUCUCAGAUCCCUCAGGAAGCCAAGAAUGCCAAGGAAACAAUGGGAGCAAUGAUACUGAGCCCGCCGCACCAGGCUUAGACUUGUGAAAUCUGCGCAUGACUGCAUUAUGUCUCGCACAGGACCAUCACUAAGA